This is a messenger RNA of Fusarium pseudograminearum CS3096, 591 nucleotides long. RefSeq lists its product as uncharacterized. The transcript has a single exon. The record is from RefSeq and is a predicted model, not a curated record. The coding region runs from base 1 to 591 and encodes 196 amino acids. Lineage: Eukaryota; Fungi; Ascomycota; Sordariomycetes; Hypocreales; Nectriaceae.
AUGAAUCGACCUAAUCGGCCUCGCAAUCGCCAACCUCGCCCUCCACGCCAGGAGCGGGAUAAUCAACGGGGUGGCUCAUCACGACCAUCCCGAGCACCGGGAACACCGCAACAGGCAGCGGGCACAGUUCCAAAGGUGCAUCAGGUCAUACCCGGAGCACCUGUAUUUAUCAUUCUGAAAGAUGAUCAGCCUACAGGAGAGGAAACAAAGGGAAUAGUCCAAGAUGUUCUCACACGAGGCAAUCAUCCACGAGGAAUCAAAGUGCGACUACGAGACGGCCAGGUGGGCAGGGUACAAAGGAUGGGCAACACCUCUGAAGCUGCUACCCCUGCGCCCUCAGAUGAGUCGAGAGCGCAAGCGACAUCUGGAAGUUCAAGAUUUACUAUGCGAUAUACGGAUGUGAGACGGGACGAUGAGUUUGCUACGGGCCCGCCGCCUAGGAGCUUGGCAGAUUUCAUGCCGGAUUUCGAAGAGAGCUCGACAAAUGCGCCGAAUGCUGGUGUUGAGACGGUCAAAUGCCCCUUUUGCGACAAGUUUGAAGGUGAUGAAGCUGCUGUUACACACCAUAUUGAUCGGGAGCAUUUGUCCUAG